Molecule: messenger RNA, 405 nt
Organism: Neopelma chrysocephalum (saffron-crested tyrant-manakin)
Lineage: Eukaryota; Metazoa; Chordata; Aves; Passeriformes; Pipridae
Product: protein-tyrosine kinase 2-beta-like
Exons: 3
Biological process (GO): cell surface receptor protein tyrosine kinase signaling pathway; positive regulation of kinase activity; multicellular organism development
Cellular component (GO): signaling receptor complex
Molecular function (GO): ATP binding; transmembrane receptor protein tyrosine kinase activity
Source: RefSeq, a predicted model, not a curated record
AUGUUCCCUGUUUUCCAGCUGGGGCAGUUCCUGGAGCAGCGUCGGCCGCGCCCGCCCGUGCCCACCCUGGUGCUCUACGCCCUGCAGGUGGGCAAGGCCAUGGCAUACCUGGAGGCCAUCAGCUGCGUCCACAGGGACAUCGCCGCACGGAACAUCCUGGUGGCCUCCCCCGACUGCGUCAAGCUCGGCGACUUCGGCCUCUCCCGCUACAUCGAGGACGAGGAGUAUUACAAAGCCUCCGUGUCCCGGCUCCCGAUCAAGUGGAUGGCUCCGGAAUCCAUCAACUUCCGCCGCUUCACCACCGCCAGCGACGUCUGGAUGUUCGGUGAGGGAUCCCGGGAAUCAUCCCAAUGGGAUUAUCCCGACCUUAUCCCUUGGGAAGGGCUUCCAUUGAACCCUCACUGG